This is a messenger RNA of Aplysia californica (California sea hare), 1775 nucleotides long. RefSeq names its product anaphase-promoting complex subunit 13. Bases 907 to 1134 code for a protein of 75 amino acids. The transcript is spliced from 3 exons. Lineage: Eukaryota; Metazoa; Mollusca; Gastropoda; Aplysiida; Aplysiidae. The record is from RefSeq and is a predicted model, not a curated record. Gene Ontology annotation, biological process: protein K11-linked ubiquitination. Gene Ontology annotation, cellular component: anaphase-promoting complex.
CUAGGCCAAUGUAUUCACUUGUGGACGCCUCAUAUGUUCAUGAUUCUAUAUUUACCGACUGCCGUUGCUUGACUCACUCGUGCAUUUCUAUCGCCUUCCGGGUUCCUUUGCACGUCACCUUUCUUUUUCAAAGAUAGGCUAGUCACUAGAUGCGCGCAUAUGGACCAUUUCAAUUUCAAUUUCACUGAUGUAGCCUAGUUAGCGGUUUUAAGUCUACUUAUAGCCUACUAUAGAUCUACAUACUUAUAAUUAUAAUGUUCGAGAAUAAACGAAUUAAUCUGUCACGCGUGAACUCGAGAACUACUUAUAUAUGCACGCCGUCUCAAAACAAAACAAUAAUAAACAAAAAUCAACAACAAAACACACAUAACAGAUUAUUGAAAGACUUGCACGCAUUUAUACUUGUUUAUACUUGACACAUCUUCGAGGGCAAAUAGAUCUAGAUCUAGUCGCCAAUGCAUUACAAUUAAUUGGGUACACAAACUGACGAUAUAAAAUAUUGGAAGAAAACCACUUUAUUAAGAUUAUUAUCCAGUUCUACGACGUUGAUUAGUUCCCGUGACGUUGCUCCUACAUUGACGUUUGAUAACAAUUUUUUAAAACGAUUCUAGCGUUAAAGAUAGGGCCUAUUUUAAACCUCAUUUUCAUUUUAUUUUGUUUUGACAGGGUGACGGGAUUUUUUUUCCUGAAAAGAUAUUCUAGAAUACAUUUGUAUUUUGAUGGGUAAUAUUUCUAGACCUUUCAAACCAGAAUCACCAAUAUUUAAGGCAGCCAGUAUCAAACAAGCGGAGCAGAGUCCAUUUACAUGAUUGUGUAUUGCUAAAAAGAAAACAUGACAUAGGCUACCCUGAAAAUUUAGAUCUUUAUGGUUUGCAACUAGCACUUCUCAUUCUAAUUUGUGCAAUAAUGGACAGUGAGUACCAAAGAGAUGGUCGGCUCAUGGAUAUGAUUGAUGAAAAAUGGAGAGCUGAUCAGCUGCCCAUGGAAGAUAUAGAGGUGCCGGUGACAGCACGGCCGGAGCCAGAGCAGGACAACGGGCCCAGCACCGACGCCCAGCACGAGCACGAGCACAAGUGGCUGGACCUGGCCCUCUCCUCCCUCAACAGCAUGCCCCCGACCUCCACGCAGAGCUGACCUCCGACUUCGACACAGAGCUGACCUCCAACCUCGACGCAGAGCUGACCUGACCUCCGACCUUGACGCAGAGCUGACCCCUGACCUCAGCGCAGAGCUGACCUCCGACCUCGACACAGAUCUGACCCUCUCCUCCCUCAACUGUAUACAGUAUAACAUUAACAACAAAUAAGUCAAACACAGAAGACUUGAAAUCACGCUUCCGUCGAACUGUGCCUUCGGUCCCUUUUUUUUUUUUACUUUCUUAAUCUUUGUAAGAUAUCCCUCGAACUACGAAUCCCUCAAACUAUCGAGUCAGGUCCAGACGAAUUCAAGCUAUCCGUGUUAUAUAGUAUACUGUACCUCCGACCUUGACGUUGAGCUGACCCUCUCACCUCGAAUCUCUGCAAUCUUUUCUGAUUUUGUUUUGGCUUUUUUUAUACUAACUAGUAUCUGGAGACACAAGGACUACUAAAAACCCCAGCCGGUGAGAUCAAGGGUCACUUGUUAGGUGAUCUUCAGAACCUCACACCUCUCAGGUGCUAUCGUAGCCUCUCUGAUAAUGGCACAGGUUAGUUGUACAUAUUAUAUUCAUUGCCACCAGUACUUGUAUCUCAUAAUCAUAAGACCACUGAUUGACCAAUUAAAAAACAGAAAUGAUU